This is a messenger RNA of Mytilus californianus (California mussel), 2606 nucleotides long. Its product is annotated as speedy protein 1-B-like. Gene Ontology annotation, molecular function: protein kinase binding. NCBI's taxonomy places the organism in Eukaryota, Metazoa, Mollusca, Bivalvia, Mytilida, Mytilidae. The transcript has 3 exons. The record is from RefSeq and is a predicted model, not a curated record. Bases 634 to 1113 code for a protein of 159 amino acids. Gene Ontology annotation, biological process: positive regulation of cyclin-dependent protein serine/threonine kinase activity.
AUCACAUUUUUAAAGAUCAAUCACUAUAAGGUCAAGGUCAGAUAAAACCUGCCAUACAGACAUUUUACCUCACAAUUAUUCCAUACACCAAAGAUAGUUAACCUAUGGCUUAUGGUAAUUGAAAAACAGACAAAAACACAAAAAUUUAAAAUUGACCAAUGAACCAUGAAAAUGAGGUCAAGGUCAGAUUAUACCUGCCAGACAGAUGUAAACCUUACAAUCAUUCCAUACAUCAAAUAUAGUUGACCAACUGCUUAUGAAAAACAGACCAAUACACAAAAACUUAACAUUGACCACAGAACUAAAAUAAAUAUUACAUCAUAACCUAGCAAGUCAUUACGGCAAGCUUGCAAAAUAGGAUAAACUAUUCUUUACAGCUGACACUAAAAUGAACACAAUAUGAAUAAAAAACUGGUUUUGGGUAUUUGUUAAUAGACUACAACCUAACAACAAAAUAAAACCCCAAAAGACAUUUAGAUAUCAAGAUAUGACUGAACAUUAGACAAGUCUGUCAAUCUGUUUAUCAGCCCAAGUUAAUAACUUGACAAGUCACAUAUAAACUUGACAGAGACUACAAAAGAUGUGCCAUCAAGACAAAUUUCUUUUAAAUAUUAAAGGUAUUUAGGUAAUGACAUGGAAGAAGAUGAAGAAGAAGACAAGUACGAGAUAUUUCCUUGGGCACUUGGUCAAAAAUGGCAGGACAAAUUUCCACGAUUUCUCAGAAAGCGAGAUAAUCUUUGGGCAAAGAUUAACUAUAUGGCACUUGUUAGUAAACGAUGCUGUGAAGAGAUUAUGGCAAUAGAUAUCAGUCAUCCAGUUUGGAAACGUAGCAGAGCUUUACAUCAUGCUGGAGCUAUUAGAGGUUACAUGAAGGAUCCUGAUGAUGAUGGAUAUCCUAGAGGUCCUCAUGCUUCUCCAAAACGUUGUGAAGAGUGUGAUCAUGACAGCCAGUAUGAUUCUGCUAGUCCUGCUAGUGCAUCAUGGUACAUUUCUUCAGGUGACAACUCGCCUGAUGAAAUCUUUGAUGAACCUAGAAAAUCAAGAUUUGAUAUGAAUAGACUGAAGAAAACAUUACAAGAAGAUAAUGAUGCAUGGCCAUCUGUUGAAGAGUAAACAUAAACUUCAAAUAGUACCAUAAUGUCAUACUUUUAAAAUAUGGACAAUAUUGUAUAAAAAUGUUCUUGUAGUGAAAAAUCUGUGAUACUUUCUGAGUUCAUUACAUUAUUCAUUUGAAAAUAAGACUUGCUUUUAGAGAUAUGUGGAUUGCGUCCAUUGCAUCAGUCUUCACACUUAACCCAUUGAGGCCCAACAGCCAAGGUUUGUAAAAUUGCUUUCGGGCCUAUAAAAAUCAUCUCUGCAGGCCAAUAGAAUCAAAAUAAAUAUUUUGUUAUGGGCCUGUAUAUUAAAAUUUUAUUGUGAAGACUGUUGCAUUUAUAGAAGAAUCAUCAUUUAUGUAUAAUAUAAUUUCUAUGAACAAUGAUAAUCGAUAAAUAACUUUAAAUGAGAUCAAUUUAUAAACAUUAAUUGCAAAUACUUACAUUGUGGUAAAUUUGUCUACAGUCUUAUUGUUAAAAAGUUGACACUAGUAUAUAAGUUUUAUUGUAAAGCUCUUAUGCAGCUUAAAGAAGAAUAUUUCCUGAUCAAUUAAGUUACUUUUUAUAACAGAACAAAUUUUACAAAUAGUCCAUGAAGAAUAUAAAACUAUGUCUCCACAUGAAACAAACACUAAAAACCCUAAGCUAAUGGACAGUGCCUUAAUCUAGAUAUAAUUAUUCAGUAAAAUACAAUAUCUCUGCCCAAAAAUUAGGAAGUGCAAUAAAUGUAUAACUGUAUUUUCAUAUAAAGUUUAUUUUGUUUCUUGUGAUAAUUAAAUGACAUAAUUUCAAUCUUGAUGAAAAAAUUACAUUUAUAAUGUAAAAUAAUAUAAAAAAUGUUAGAAACCAUUCCUUUUACUUUAUACAUGAUUUUUUAUCAAUAACAGCAAAAUUUUGACAGCUCCUGCUGACAAUGUCUAUGUUAAUCAAUUAACUUCAAACUAAAAUCUUGAAGAUUGUAUUUCAAGAAACAGUUUAUGAUUUAGCUUUAAAUUGUCUAAAUUGCAGAACAAUAUGACAACCCAAAACAUGUGCCAGUACAUAAAAUCACCAAAAAUAGAGAGAAAAAUGACCUGUUAUUACAGCUCUACAGUUUUAUUCAAGAAAUGCUAAAUAAUCAUGAAAUGGAGUGGAGUAAUUGUUGGUAUUGGAUUGGUAAUGAUAGCCUUAUUAUCAGCAGGAAAACACAUUUUAUUUAAGGAAAAAUUGUUCCGUUAGGUUUCCCCUACUGUCUUUUAAUGUCAGCUUCCAAGUUUAAACCAUUUAUAUCAUUGUUAUUAAACUAUGAAAUAUAUAGAUUUGAUUUGAUUUUUGGUGUUUCAAAGCCACUUUUAAGCACAGCUUUUGGGCUAUUUCGUGGCGGCCAGUUUUUAUUGGUGGAGGAAGCCGGAGUGCCCGGAGAAAACCACUGACCUUCGAUAGGAAAACUGACAAACCUAGUCAAUUAAGAUUGGAGUCGAGAGCACCCGCACAAGUGGGGUUAGAACUCACAACCUCAGUGUUGACUGGCUA